GCCAUUUUGGCUCCUGAUCGAGACGAGUUGUGUGAUUGGGCUCCAGGCGCCGCUAUCGGAGCCAAUCAGAGGUGAAACGGGCGGCGGAGCAGACGACUUCUGUUUCUUGCUGAUCUCAUAACUCUUAAACCACAGCAGUCAGAAGGCCAACAUGGAGCAGUACACAACCACCACGACAACUAGUGGAGAGCAGAUAGUGGUGCAGGCCAGCGGCGGACAGAUCCAGCAACAGGGCACAGUGACUGCGGUGCAGUUGCAGACUGAGCCUCAGGUAGGCCAGACUGCAGCCCAGCAGGUUCUUCAGGUAGUCCAAGGGCAGCCUCUUAUGGUUCAAGUCAGCGGCGGUCAGCUCAUCACUUCCUCUGGGCAGCCCAUAAUGGUUCAGGCCAUGACAGGAGGACAAGGUCAAACCAUUAUGCAAGUACCGGUAUCUGGUACACAGGGGCUGCAGCAGAUUCAGUUGGUUCAGCCUGGUCAGAUUCAGCUUCCUGGUGGACAGACUUUACAGCUACAGGGUCAGCAGGGUCAAACUCAACAGAUCAUCAUUCAACAGCCACAGACCGCAGUCACUGCAGGACAAAACCAGGGUCAACAGCAGAUUACAGUACAAGGUCAGCAAGUGGCUCAAACCGCUGAAGGACAGACCAUCGUAUACCAGCCUGUAAAUGCAGACGGGACCAUCCUACAGCAGGGAAUGAUCACCAUUCCUGCUGCAUCUUUAGCAGGAGCUCAGUUAGUCUCAGCUGGAUCCAACACAAACACCACCAACACCGGUCAGGGCACAGUUACAGUCACUCUCCCCAUGGCUGGAAACAUGGUCAAUGCUGGAGGAAUGGUCAUGAUGGUGCCAGGCGGUAGCAAUUCAGUUCCCACCAUGCAGCGCAUUCCUCUUCCUGGAGCAGAGAUGUUGGAGGAGGAACCUUUGUAUGUUAAUGCAAAACAGUAUCACCGGAUACUCAAGAGGAGACAAGCUCGCGCCAAACUGGAGGCUGAAGGCAAAAUACCCAAAGAGAGAAGAAAAUACCUGCAUGAGUCUCGUCAUCGUCAUGCUAUGGCCAGGAAGCGUGGAGACGGUGGACGCUUUUUCUCUCCGAAGGAAAAGGAAGAAAUGGCCCUGCAGGCCAUAAAGGUGAGCGAGGGGCUUGAGCUCAGCUCUCAUUGGCCAGCCACCUCUGCCCCGCCUCUGGGGUAAACUAGCCAAUCCCAGCCCAUGUCCCACCCAAGAGACUCAACUCACUAUAUAAUACAUCUAAUUUAAUGUAGAUCAUCCAUAUGCUGCGGCCCUGUGCCCAAGCUACCUCAUGCGUCUGUGACAUACUCAUGUCCGACCUGUGUUUGUCUGUGAGUUCAUUGACAAUUUCCAACCAAUUAAACUGAACAUGCAUACUAAGAACUUAGUAUAUAUGUUCUGUUAUAUAGCAUAAACUAAAUACAGUGUACAGUUUAGUCCCCAUGUUCGUAAAUGCUCUGCCGCCUUUCACAAUUUAACUGCAUAUAUUUUUGAGCAGCUUCAGAUGUAAACAUAGGCGGUCUUGUUUUAAAUGUCUGACUGCUAUUUUAAAAGAAAAUCUUCAACUUUGACGUCUUUCGUGCUGUCUGCAUUUCUGCUGUUUGUUUCACCAUGCUGUGUAAACCUCUACCCAAACCGCUUGUGAUACUCACUGGAUGCUGAGAUGUAUUACGCCGUGUUUAUUUGUUUCUUUUUACCAUCUCGAGUAGUCAUUCAAAGUGAUCUGUUUUCAUUUGUGAUGUAUGGCUUGGCUUGUGCCCUUCAACGCUCUUCUGUCUUUGGCUUUGUUGUUGCUUUCUGCCGUUUUGUGUUCUUACAGCAGGCUGUAUGUGGGCUCUUGUUGCAUUUACAUUGCAUUUCUGUUUGUCACUUGAUUUAAAUACAUGCUCUUUUUAAGCAAAUAAACCUUUGUUCUUGAUUUGUA
Molecule: messenger RNA, 1934 nt
Organism: Danio rerio (zebrafish)
Lineage: Eukaryota; Metazoa; Chordata; Actinopteri; Cypriniformes; Danionidae
Source: RefSeq, a predicted model, not a curated record